AUGUGCAUAGUAUUCUGGCAUAAGCCCCAUUUCUCCCGAAUUAGGAUGCCAAGUCUGAAACAAACCUUUGCAACUCUCCGUACGAAUGUCCAACCCAGUUCUGAACUAUUCACAGAGAAUAUGAAAAUAAGCAUAUCAAUAUUAUUCAUCCUUCCGGUGCCUAGAUGCCAUGCCAUUCGAAGGAAGCACGAUGGCUGGGAUACUGCCAGGUUAUCCAAGCCUAGACAAGAACAGUUUAGGCUGAGCUCGAACCUCAGAUCUUCCGGUCAAAAGGAUGAAAAGCAAGUGGGAAGCGACUUGGUGCUAAACUAUGACAGUCAUUCCAAGGUGUCUAAACCUCCAGACACUCAUUCGGAAAAGCUGAGCAGGAACUGGUAA
Messenger RNA from Opisthorchis viverrini, 378 nucleotides. RefSeq lists its product as hypothetical. The transcript is spliced from 2 exons. Lineage: Eukaryota; Metazoa; Platyhelminthes; Trematoda; Opisthorchiida; Opisthorchiidae. The record is from RefSeq and is a predicted model, not a curated record. Bases 1 to 378 code for a protein of 125 amino acids.